AUGGAGUUCAUCAAUACGUUGAUGAAGCUGGAGGGCAACCGCAUGCAUGGAAGCCUCACGAAGAGGCUUUCGGGCGAUGCCUGGAAGGACGCGGUCGCCACGGCCGCCGUAUACACCGUCUUCAUCGCGGGCAUCCCCCUAGUCAGGGCUAACUGGCACCACAUCCAGCAGCACAUGCAAGCCAGCGGCAUCACCUUCUUCUACAGGCUGGGGAACACCUACGAGACGACCAUCAGGUUCCAGAAACCGGACCGCGAGAGCUUUUACCACGGGCAACCAGAGGCGGUCGAGGACUCCGAGGAAGGGAAGAGGAACAACAUCCUGCAGAAGGCCAUCCUGCUCUACAUCGGACACGUGUACGGUGGCUCCGCCGACCAGCUGAAACGCUUCAGCAUCAACAUCGCGCCCCCGGAGCAAAUCUGGGUGGAAGUGGACAAGGAGAACGGCGUCUGGUUUAAGCAGACGAAGGACGUCGAAAAGCUCCCCGAGACAGAGGCGUCGUCCAAGAGCUACUCCCGGGGCCCCCCGCCGACGAUUGUCGACUACACCUUCCGGUGCGCCGGGCCGGAGGGAAACGAGAAGGUGAAAAACUUCAUCACCGAUGCGUACGCUUGGUACACCAAGGAAAUGGAGUCCACAGAAGACAACGCGAGAUACAUGUACAGUCUGGUGGCCGCCAAGGAACCGCCGAAGAAGAAGGGAGCGUCGGCCAGAUACCCCGACGGCAUGGAAGAUGAGGAGGGUCAUCCCGUGAAGAAGGAGGAUUCCUCUCCCAUCAUCUACAAGCGCUACAAGCUGGGCGACGUGAAGGACUUCGACUCCCUCUUCUUCCCGGAGAAGGAACAACUGCUCAGGGCGCUGGAGAACUUCGAGGCCAAGAGGGGCAGAUACGCCAUCAGGGGCUACCCGCACAAGCUCGGUUUUCUCCUCCACGGCCCCCCCGGCACCGGAAAGACGAGCCUCAUCAAGGCACUAGCGUGCCGGACCGGGAGGCACAUCAUCCAGGUUCCCCUGGGGCGGAUCAAAACCAAUGAGGACCUGAUGAACAUCAUGUUCGACCAAUCGUUCCGCGUGGCCACGCAAGAGCUGCCGGUCCCGCUCAAGCACGAGAACGUGAUCUACGUGUUCGAGGACGUAGACGCGGCGUCCAAGAUCGUCAAGACCAGAAAGAGCAUCAUCAACAACGACGACAACAGCAGCAGCAGCAGCAGCUGCAGCAAGGGCGACGACAGCGAGGAGUACGCGGACGCGUACGACAAGCUCGACCUCUCGUUUUCCGGAGGUUGGGGGUUGACACAUCGCUGCAAGCUCGGGUUCAUGGGUCUCCUGAACGUUCUGGACGGGGUCGUGGACACGCCCGGCAGGCUCGUUGUGGUGACCACCAACAUCGUCGACUGCUUGGACCCCGCUCUCAUCCGGCCCGGGCGCGUCGAUCAGAAGAUUCUUCUCGGGUACAUGCGGUACGACGCGGCGCUGGCAAUGACCAAGCACUUCUUCCCCGAGGAGAGCGAGAGCCUCACCGACGAGCAGAAGAAACGCCUCCAGGACGUCUUCAGCGACAAGGCCGUCGCGCUGAGAAGGAGGCCCGCUUCGAACUACGGCGGGGGCGACCGGGGCGAGCUCACGCCCGCGACGAUGGAGAAGGUGCUGGGCGAGCACGAAAAGGUUGACGACUUCCUGGAGGCGCUUGAGGCGUUCGCUCUGGAGAAGCCGGCCAGCGGCGGUGGCGGUGGCGGUGGCGGUGGCGGUGGCGGUGGCGGUGGCGGUGGCGGCGGCCGUGGCGGUGGCGGUGGCGACGCUCUACCCAAGGAUCAGCUCGGGCUAACCCUGAGCAGCGGGGUGGCGAAGGCGGACGAGAGCGUCGAAGAAGAGGAAGAGGAGGAGGGCGCAGGAGAGACCCCGGUGCUCGUGCCUGCUGGUUUCAAAGACGAUGACUAGACGACUGACGGCGCGGCAACUACGACAUGAUAGAUAGAUGGACAGUGGUAGUGUCUCGCUGCUGUUGUCCUCUUAGGUCUGCCGACGGGCGAUCGUUUGCGGUUGCGCGCACGCGUGCGUGACGGCGAGACUUGUGUCGAGUAGAGAUGUGUGCGUGAUAACGGACGCUACGGUUCUUCUCCCGACCUGACACUCUCCUCGAUCUUUUUCGUAAGAUGACCCGUUUCGUAGGUUCUAGCUGUAGUAGGUGCUAGCUGCGAAGGUGCCGGCGGACUGUUAUUUCUUUUGGAGGGGCAGAAGGGGGUGAUUCUUCAGGACGAUUGUAUUAUAUAUAUUUGCCCCUCGCAGUCCACCCGUCACCCGUACGUAUAUACACAGUAGUCCACAUCUAUCUGCGGGGAUAAAACAUUAAAAAACAAGUUGCGAGCAGCACGCAUACAUAGAGAGGUUUCUUUGAGGCAUCUACAGCAGCAGUUGAGAAGUUGUUUGUCGAAGGCGGCCAAACCGCCUUUGUGGAGAAGGUGAAAUCCUCCUAUCCUACUUGUAGUCGAAUAGUAUCGUAGCACGAGAAGAGCAUCCGCAGGCUACGACUGCUCAAGUGCGGUAUUGUGGCAAGAAGAUGCAUCCGCGCUAUUAUGUGGUGUGCGGGACAGAGAUAUGAUGGUACUGGUUUCAAUUUUGUCAACAAAGCCCAGGAGGGAGAUUUUGACCGCGCUACAUCUGAGCCCCGCUUGGUUGUUUCCGGACCUCCACUGCUUCCUGUUUCGGGAGCGCCCUGAUUGUGUUCGGUGUACUUCAUAUCCUCUCUCGUUAAAUUGACAUAUGGUCUACAGUUGGUGUGUGUGCCCGUAACCGUCGGGUGGGGUUCUAAUGCCGUACAUGUCUGUUCUAUUUAGUCUAGUGUGUGUUCCGACGUAUUGUGGUUCUUUUU
This is a messenger RNA of Ectocarpus siliculosus, 2869 nucleotides long. NCBI's taxonomy places the organism in Eukaryota, Phaeophyceae, Ectocarpales, Ectocarpaceae. The record is from the annotation of a GenBank genome assembly.